AUGGCAUUCGACGCACGCAAAGCGUGGGUCAAAAAGAAGGUGAUGGGGGCCUUGAAACUAGAAGAUUUAAGCUUGUGGAAUAGCCUUAUGGCCAGAGUGAGCCUGGAGUGUCUACGUCGCGCAUUCACUGCAGCUGCCUUCCCUGGCGGCAAACAUGAGACACAGUCUGACUUCAUACAUUUAUAUAAUUCCUACGCUCCUCUGCUGGAGAUGCAAAAUGGCCCUUUGCAGUUCUCAAGUGGCUCAAAUGUCCAAGCGUACGCGCUGAGACUCUGCUCUGGACCAAUUAAUUUGACUGGCAAGGGCAUAGACUCCAUGAAUCGCUACGUCCUUGUUGGCCUCAUUAGCCCUCACAUUCUCACCGAUCUCGCCCUCAUUUUAGAGGGCUUCUUGGUUCCUCUUCUCUCCGACCGGCCUGAGCAGCACAAUCACGACAGCGCGGAAAAAAGUCCUCAGGAAGUUGCAGAUGACGGAAAGCCGCCAACUGCGCAACUUUUAAAAGUUGGGGCUCGAGAAAACUCUGCGGCUUCGACUUACUCACACGUGGAAGAGAAUGAUUCGGCUGACAGUGAGGACAGUGACGACAUAGAAGACUUUCUAUCCUCUCAGUCAUCCAGCAGACGGGAGUCAACAUCGGCAGCCGAAGGAACGACAGUUGCUGCUCAAGAAAACUAUUCUGAACCACCUGCAGGAGCUUACAAUGCAGCUGAAGAUAUAACCAAUGACACUGCUUCAGAUGAUAGUUCCCCCGUGUUCGAUCCAGAGUGCAAAAGUGAGGCACUCACCGCAACUCAAGAGCUGCUUACGCACAUAAAGAUGGCUUCAAGCAGAAUAGCAACUCCGCUUCCAAUGCCCACUGUCGACGCUGCCACCCAAGGUGGCCAUGAAGGUAUAGCCGAUGAGUCUACGUUGGAAGCGGCAGUAUCACAGUGGCAAACGCUGAUCUGGCGCCUGUUGGAUUCUGAGAAAAAUCGAAAGCCGGAUUCCCUCCUGCCGAUAUCUGAGGUCAACUUUUGGAGAGAUCGACAUGCUGCAGUCUCCUUACUCUACGAACAGCUUCUCGCACCGCAAUGCCAAGAGGCAAUACAAACUUAUGAAGAAAAAAGGCCAGAUUCUGAAGCGCUCAUGUCUUUCAAGAACUCCAUGAACGACCUUCAGCUUCUGCAUGUGGAAUCCACGAACAACCUUCGUUUUCUGUCGACUCUUGAGAGAUAUUUCACUACUCUUGAAUCAAAACCGCUGGGCCCCAUGGCUGAUACUAUUGCCUCGCUCAUGGAUGCUUUGCGAAUGGUGUGGAUAACAUCUCGGCACUUCACUAGUGAUGAACAGAUGCAGGGUCUGAUGGAAAGAAUCGCGUACCAGCUUGAGAUCCGUGUUCGGCAAGAGGCUCGCGUGGAACAGCUUCUGAGAAAAGAAGUGGAUGAAGCCACCACAGUACUACGGCAGUCGCGUGACUUGCUGGAAACGUGGAAAGCUGAGUACUUCAGCAUGCGCUCUCGCCUCGAAGAGUCUGAAUGCGACCGACGGUCAGUUCUUCACAAGCGUACAAAGCUAAAUUAUUGGAUCGACAAUGCUCUUGUCGGGCUAUUCGAUUCUGUUUCCGAUAAAAUUUUCUGCGAGAACAGCUCAGAAGAUGUUCUCAACGUUGUGAAACAAUUUUGGCAACGUACGGAGGAACUGGAAGAUGACUGCAUCAUGUUUCUGGAUACAAAGUUUACCAGGCUUCGUUCUGCUCUGAGUGCUUUUCAAAUGCUGAAGGACUUCACCACUACGGCAAGCAGACCAAGGAUCAACGUAAAGCUCGGAGAGAAGUUUGUGGACAUUCUCAAGCACUUCAGUAUGUGA
Molecule: messenger RNA, 1845 nt
Organism: Eimeria tenella
Lineage: Eukaryota; Apicomplexa; Conoidasida; Eucoccidiorida; Eimeriidae
Exons: 9
Coding region: 1-1845 (614 amino acids)
Source: RefSeq, a predicted model, not a curated record